GUGUCUUUUCAACCUGCGCCCAGCCUGCGCCCUUUCGGACUUUUACGCCCCCGCCCCCGCGCCUUUUUCAUUUUGAAAUUGGCAACUCAAGGACCGCUCAAGGACCGGGGACUCCUACGGGCAGUUACCUGGCCUCCGCAAGCAACGACUGCCGGGACCCCUGCAAUUGUUUUCCCAGCAAAGAAAUUCACGACCUUCCAACGACCACUGGGCCCGUACGAAAGAUCCGUACAACCAGACGACUAAAAUUUGACUCAAGGGUGGCUGCAAACAGCUAUGAUGACACCUGAACCUCAGCCCAACCUCACCAGAACCUCGUUCCAACCUCACCCGAACCUGAUGGAGGGACACAAAACUAGUCGGAGAACAAAAGUGGCCGGAGCAAUGAUUAGGCGGCUCACCAUUAGAGCAGGGAUGAUGCUGACCUUCAUAAGGCUCAUCUCCCUCGCUAUUCUUCUUACUUGCUAUUGGUGGAUUGCGGCCUCUUGCGCCUCUUCGAUGCACAAUCAGUUCCAAGGGCAUGCCCCUGGGACUGAACGUGGCAAUCGUACAGGCCCUCCACGGACACCACAUGGCAGGGGACCAAGACUGGGACCUGUACUGACCAGAGCUACUGUCCUUGCAGAGCGUUGGAUUGACGAGUCAAGGAACAACGGGCAUGGGUAUUUGUCCAUUUUCGCAGGACGUCAACGUCUAUUCUCAAGUUAUCCCCUCAACCCCGAGGGUUGGAUUAACAGAUCAACAAGUGACAGCCAUUGUAAGGCCACGGGGUACAGGGGCAAGAAGGGGGACAAGUGUGUGCGUCGAGGGGGGCAUGGAGGAGAAAUCUCUCAGGCGAGGUCUGAUGAGCCUGGGCACCGAGAGGAGAUCGUCCGCCGGUCGACGUCAAUGAGGGGGCAGAGUGUUCCCCCUGCUCCAAGACCCAGCGAAAACAACCUGUUGGUCGCGCAAAGUGGGGGAAAGAAGUUACUUGCACACCGAGUGCAGCCUGGGGGAGAAAUAUCGACGGCUGAUGUGUCUGGACACCACAAGGACAUCAUCCGCCAAUUGACGUCAAGGAGAGGGGAGAGGGCUCGCCCUCCCCCGGAGCCCGGCGGAAACAACCUGUUAGUCGUGCAAAGUGGGGAUGCGAAGACAAUCUAUGCCAGUCCUCGCAGCUAUGGGGGGUAUAACUGGAAUACCCACUUGUACGGGUCCUCAAGCGGAGAGAGGACUGCAUCUGGCGGAAGUCAGGGGAGCUAUGGUGGACACUUACGCCCGUCCCCGUCAAAUAUGGGGAAGACAAGCGGCACUCCACAUAGAUCGGGAGGACAUGUACUCCAUUCCUUCCUCUCGAGCGGGAGAACAGACAUUGGCAGUCCAUGGAGCUACGGCGAACACAUCAGAUCGCUCUCGUCCAAGGUGGGGAGGACAGCUACCAAUCUUCGCUCCUGCAAACGGAGACUGCAAACUGUCCUCCAUCAAGCUGCCAAAUAUGGUGGACACAACUCCUCGUUCCUGUUGAGGGGAAAGGAGACAUAUGGCCGUCGAGGAAAAUACAGUGGACUUCGUCAGAUAUCCCAAUCCAGCGCACAAAGGACAAAUGGCAGUCUGCGAAGAGAUGGUGGCUAUGGUGGAUAUGGGGAACUAGUACAACUAUCUUUGUUGCGAAGAAGGGUGGGGGAAGAGGAAGAAGAUCAUAAUAGCGGACUUGCGCACGUGUGGCGACUUAGGGGAGACAGGGAGUAUGACAGUGCGCAGAGAUAUGGGAGAGAACGACGCCUAUCUUCGCUGUUGAGAAGGGAGAAGAGUGAGGCGAAAGGAGAUGGGGAGGAGGAUGGGGAAGGGGAGGACCAUCGGUGGAUUUCCACCAGGGAUACGUUCGUUUCCAUGUCGAAAGCGGGAAAGCCCAUGGGCAACCGCGGGACUCCGAGAUCAGCGGAAGAUCUGCGGCUGUUCCAGCAACAGAUUGCCAUUCGGGCCUUCAUCGACUCUCUCUUCGUUGACGAUGAUGUUGCUAGACUGUCAGCAGAAGAAGAAAUGCAAGUAACUACAUCAGCAGUGACUGCAGAGGAGGGAGAGACUCAAAUCUUCGAGGAGUUUGAAGCAGUAGCAGAAGAAGGAGGAGGGGGAGGAGGAAGAGAAAGGCUAGAUAGGGAGGGAGAGGUAAAGGAGAGCAAACUAGAGGCUUUAUUACAAAGUGGAUUUGAUCAAUCAGGUGAGAGACUUUCUGUCACGUCAGCAACUUGGGAUUUUGUACCGAGAGGAGGAGUAGGAGGUGGAGAAAGGUUAGACAGGGACGAAGAGGAAGAGGAGAGCAAAUUAAAAUUAGAAGCUUUAUCGCAAAAUAAACUCGAUAAAUCUGAUGAGGAGUUCUCUGCUAUGUCAACAGGUCGGCAAUCUAUACCGAGAAGAAGAGAAGGUGGAGAAGGAAGAGACGGAGGAGGAGGAGGAGGAGGAGAAAGGUUAUAUAGGAAAGAAGAGGAAGGGAGAAACAAAUUAGAAUUAGAAACUUUAUCGCAUAUCGGAUUUGAUGGAUCUAGUGGGAGAUUCUCUGCCACGUCAACAACUUGGCAACCUCUUCCAAGAGUUGUUGAUUGGUGGAAGAUCAACACUGAAUACAGUGACGAUGGUGGUCACCAUGUGACCUCUCGUGUUACUCGAGGAUCGGAGGUUUUUGACUCUUACUCUCAUGGAUUGCAGCUGAAUGGGGAUGACAUCGUAUCUAUUGUAGGAAGAGCCAUGAAUGAUGCUUCAUCACCAUCAACAUCAUCCUUGCCAGUCAGCAGCAAGGCCAUUUACUUUGUCAUUACAAGUGAUAAUGUCAUCGUUUCUGGUCAUUGCACCGAGUUAUGCGCUUAUCACGAUAUCUUCUUGCGACGAGCCCAGCGAAACUUUGUGUACGAGGAUAGAAAAGAACGAUGUAAGGAUAAGGAGGAAGAUAAAAGAUCCGAGGACAAAAAGAAUAAAAGAUGUAAUAAUCGAAAAAGUAAAAAAUCCGAGGAAGAAAAAAACAAAAGAUUGAAGGAUAAGAAAGAUAAAAGAUCUGAGGAACAAAUGAAUAAAAUAUCAUGGAAAAAAAAUGACAAAAUAUUGGAGGAUAAGAAGGAUAAGACUGUAAAAGGAGAGGGAUUGGAUUCCACGUCAGACGGAAAAUUUUUGUUGCGGUCGGUCGGCAAAACACGGGUGGGACGUUCUCGACCUCAACCGCGAGAACAAUUACUACUUUUUUCAAAAAAGAGUCUGUCAUCAAACUGGAUUACAAACCAGGAUGGCGGGCAAGAUCAGGCGCAGGUAGUUGAAGAGGAUGAGAGGAAAUGCUUGAAGAGGCUGCAUCAACAGAAAAAUGAAAAAAAGGAGGAGAGCGAAAAAGAAAGAGAGAAUCCGAAACAGAUACUAGGGAAAGCAAAGCAGAGCCAGGAGAAGAACAAGAAGAUCAACUGCCACGUGGAGGGUCAAACACAUCAACGAGUGGGCAACAUAAUCGGGAAGGGUCAACAAGAGCACACGGAGCAGAAGCAACAAAGCCAUGAAUUGAGAGGAGUAAAGCUGCGGAAGCAGCAGAUGAAGCAAAAAGACAAAAAGAAAAGAAAGGGGGAGGACGAGGGGGGCAAAUGGAAGGAGGAGAGGAGUAAGGAGGAGGAGGAGGAGGGGAGUAACAAGAAGGAAAAAAAUAAAAAGGAAAAGGAAGGGGGUAAAAAUAAGGAGGGAGAGGAGGAGAAAUAUGAGGAGGAGGACGGGGAAGUAAUGUUGAAAAGAAAGCAGCAACAUAGACGGGAAAAUAAAUAUCGGUUGCGGGAAGUUCAACAAAAAGAAGACGGGCGCUGGGUAGAAAGUUAUCAGGAGCAGGAAGAGGAAGAGGGGGUAGAUGAUCACGUCGGAAUGGUCAUCAAGUAUGUGUUCUUAGGAAAUCCUAUUCGUUGCCCGGAAGUCUGUACGUCUUUCAAUUCGGAUACAAUCACACCUAAUGGACACAUAGCGAUUGAUGGAGCGGUCAGCAUCCUCGCUCAUGAAUUGAUUGAAUCAACUAACGACCCAGAGCACAACGCCUGGUACAAUUCCCAAGGCUUUGAGUCGGCGGAUCUCUGCGCGUGGACAUUUGGACACAAUGAGAAAUUCAUGAGGACUGGAGAGUUAUAUAACAUGAUAGGAGUGGAUGGGAGGAGGUUCUAUGCCCAACAGAAUUAUAGACUCCCAGACCGCGGUUGCUCAACCACAACCUGAAGAAGAAGAUAGACAAGUCCAAUCAAUCAAUAACUCAUCAAUCAAUCAAUCAAUCAGUCGGUCAAUC
Messenger RNA from Chara braunii, 4270 nucleotides. Lineage: Eukaryota; Viridiplantae; Streptophyta; Charophyceae; Charales; Characeae. The record is from the annotation of a GenBank genome assembly.